Maudiozyma barnettii is the source of this 1761-nucleotide messenger RNA. It is a transcript of the gene DIP5, whose product is annotated as dicarboxylic amino acid permease. Gene Ontology annotation, cellular component: membrane. Gene Ontology annotation, molecular function: amino acid transmembrane transporter activity. The transcript has a single exon. The record is from RefSeq and is a predicted model, not a curated record. Gene Ontology annotation, biological process: amino acid transmembrane transport. NCBI's taxonomy places the organism in Eukaryota, Fungi, Ascomycota, Saccharomycetes, Saccharomycetales, Saccharomycetaceae. Bases 1 to 1761 code for a protein of 586 amino acids.
AUGAGUGAAGACUUAGGCUCUGACCUAACAAAUGUCUAUACUAUAGACAAAUCUAAAAUAAAAAAUCCUAUUAAAGAAGAAGUAUUAGAUUCAAAUAGUGAUUUAGAGGCUAAUAGUAUCAGUCUCUCGGAUGAUGAAAAUUUUAAAGCUUUUGAUGGUAAAACUGAAGGUACUAGAUUAAAGAGAGAUUUAAAAGCUAGACAUACUUCAAUGAUUGCUUUAGGUGGUAGUCUUGGUACAGGUCUUUUAAUCGGUACCGGUACAUCUUUAGGGACUGCAGGUCCAGUCUCAAUGCUAAUCUCAUAUUCAUUUGUUGGUAUAUUAGUUUUUUUCGUCAUGUCAUGUCUUGGUGAAAUGGCUUCUUAUAUUCCAUUGGAUGGUUUCACAAGUUAUGCAACUAGAUAUUGUGAUCCCGCCCUUGGUUUCGCUGUUGGUUAUUCAUAUUUAUUUAAAUACUUCAUUUUACCACCAAAUCAAUUGACUGCAGCAGCUUUAGUUAUGCAAUAUUGGGUCGAUAGAGACACAGUAAACCCUGGGGUAUGGAUUACUAUAUUAUUAAUUAUAAUCAUCAUCAUUAAUUCCUUUGGUGUUAAAUUCUUUGGUGAAUUCGAAUUCUGGUUAUCAAGUUUUAAAGUGCUUGUCAUGUUAGGUUUAAUCAUCUUAAUGUUUGUUAUCAUGUUAGGUGGAGGUCCAUCUCAUGAUAGAUUAGGGUUCCGUUAUUGGAAGAAUCCAGGUGCUUUCAAAGAAUACUCAGAUGCCAUCUCGGGUGACACUGGUAAAUUUGUUUCAUUUUCCGCAUGCUUCGUUUACGCUUUAUUCUGUUAUCUAGGUAUUGAAUUAACCGGUAUUGUUGCAGCAGAAGCUGAAAAUCCAAGAAAGAAUAUUCCAAAGGCCGUUAAGUUAACAAUGUGUCGUUUAAUUAUCUUCUACGUUAUUUCAAUUUUCUUACUUGGUAUGUGUGUUGCUUCGAAUGAUCCAAGGUUGGCUAGUGCCAAAAAUGCAAGUACCAGUGCUGCUGCUUCCCCAUUCGUUGUUGCUAUUAUAAACUCUGGUAUUAAUGUUUUACCACAUAUUUUCAACGCAUGUGUUUUAAUCUUUGUCUUCAGUGCUUGCAACUCUGAUUUAUACGUUGCUUCCAGGUCUCUUUACUCCUUGGCAAUUGAUAACAAAGCUCCUAAAUUCUUAGCAAUAACCAAUAGAUGGGGUAUUCCAUAUUACUCCUUAGGGGUCAGUGUUCUUUUCUGCCUACUUGCAUUUAUGAGUGUCUCUUCUGGGUCUGCUAAAGUCUUUAAUUAUUUCGUUAACGUUGUCUCUAUCUUUGGUGUUUUAAGUUGGAUCUGUAUUUUGAUCACUUACAUUUGCUUCGAUAGAGCCGUUAGAGCACAAGGCGUAGACAAAUCUACCUUUGCUUACGUUGCUCCAUUUCAACCAUAUGGUGCUUGGUUUGCUUUGUUCUUCUGUUGUCUAUUGGCUCUAAUCAAAAAUUUCACCGUUUUCUUAGGCCACGAAUUCGAUUAUAAAACUUUUAUUACCGGCUACAUUGGUUUGCCUGUUUUCUUCAUCAGUUUCUUCGGUUAUAAAUUUUAUUACAAGACAAAAUUUGUUAAACCGGAAGAAGCCGACUUGUAUACAUACAAGGCUGCGAUCGACCAAGAAGAAGAAGAUGGUAAGAUUCAAGAUGCAGAGAAAGCAGAAAGAAUUAAACAGAACGGUAAGAACUGGGAAUGGUUCUAUGACAAAUAUCUAGGGAAAGUGUUUUAA